Molecule: messenger RNA, 306 nt
Organism: Thlaspi arvense
Lineage: Eukaryota; Viridiplantae; Streptophyta; Magnoliopsida; Brassicales; Brassicaceae
Source: the annotation of a GenBank genome assembly
AUGAUGCAAGCAAACAUUUUCCCUCCACCUGAAGAUUUCACCAAUGACGGUAUCACUCAUAGUCCGAAGAUCCUUACAAGAGCCGUCAACUCCACCGGACCUGACCAGUUGAGCCAAGGAGAGAAGGGAUCAGACUCUCCAGGAUUUCUUUUGGGUUAUCAAGAACCUAAGAUGAAGACAUCUCUUCCAGGUUUCCUUUCAUCAGACGAGGCUUUCACAUCUCGAUAUGGCACGCCAUCGGCUAGCAAUUUCAAAACAAAGACAAUCGGGCGAAACCAAGAAGACAAAAGGAAUCAGAAUUCCUAG